GGAGCUGGGAACUCUGCCAUAUUCCUCUUGUUCUUCCAAGAUCUCAGAGGCACCUGAAGGGCCAGAGGCUGUGCUAGUCUCUACACGAGUCGGGUCUUCACGUAGACCUGUGUGUCCCUAGUCAGGAGACCCUGCCGCCUGAAUGUGCCCCCAGCCCAGAGGUGAUGGUGGGAAACCAGCAGCGCACAGCACCUUGACUUUCCCCCUGACUUUCCAGAAUAGGCUGCAGGACACUUGGGCUUUAGGGGAAGCAGAUUUAGGAGAGAGAGGCAGGCAGACACCCUCUAGGUUUCUCCUCUUUUUUGCAGGUGCUCCCCUCCCAAUCCAGCCUCAGAAUGGCACUACCUCCCAGUCCCCUGGCCACGGAAUAUGUCAAUGACUUCGACUUAAUGAAGUUUGAGGUGAAACAGGAACCCUCCGGAGGGCCAUCUGUCCCCCCCACAGCCUCACUGGGCUCCACACCCUACAGCUCAGUGCCUCCUUCACCCACCUUCAGUGACCCAGGCCUUGGGGGGGCCACUGACGGCCCCAGGCCAGGCCUGGAGGAGCUGUACUGGCUGGCUACCCUGCAGCAGCAGCUGGGGACUGGGGACACUCUGGGGCUGAGUCCCGAGGAGGCCGUGGAGCUGCUGCAGGGUCAGGGCCCAGUACCUGGCCAGGGGCCCCACAGCUACUACCCAGGGAGCCCAGAAGAGACAGAAGCCCAACAUACCCAGCCCGCGGAGCGCUUUUCCGACGCGGCACUGCUGUCGAUGUCUGUGCGGGAGCUAAACCGGCAGCUGCGGGGCUGCGGCCGUGACGAGGCACUGCGGCUGAAGCAGAGGCGCCGCACAUUGAAGAACCGCGGUUACGCGCAGGCCUGUCGCUCCAAGAGGCUGCAGCAGCGGCGCGGGCUGGAGGCCGAGCGCGCCCGCCUGGCCGCGCAGCUGGACGCGCUGCGGGCUGAGGUGGCCCGCCUGGCCAGGGAGCGCGACCUCUACAAGGAGCGCUGCGAGCGGCUGGCGGCGAGCUGCACCGGGGCGGGGGACCACGGCCACUUCUUCCUCUGAGCCCCGGGGGCCGCGACGUGGUGGAAUGAGUGGGUCGGUAGGGGGCGCCACUCCGGAGGCGGGGAACUCUUCCCUAGGUGGUUAAUGAGCACCUUCUGGGGCGACACUCUCCUUUGUGUGACCACACGCAUGACCCUUUAUUUUCUGUACCCUCCAGGCUCCGAGGUUACAUGCUGGUCAUUUUCUGGAAGAGGGGUAACCUUCCUUCACGGAGGUUGUGCACAGAAACCUUCCACCUCUUGUCCUACCCUACAGGACCAGCACAGAGAUCUGCAGGGACCAGUGCUAGGAUCUGUGUGUGUGUGUGUGCGGUGGGGGUGGAUGUUGGCGGGGUAACAGUGACAGGGAGGUGAGGGAGUGGAUUUUAAGCCACACUUUUCAGCCUGUAGUGCAUUAAGUGGUAAUUAGCCAUGAGGUUGUGUCUCCCUUCUGAGCCGUAUACGUUCCCCUUUAUAGGACUACUACUGCAUUUUCAAAAUUUCAAUUUCUAAUAGUAAGACAGACAACUCUAAGAGGCUUUCUUCCUACACAACCCAGUGGCCUCUUGGGCAGAGCAGCAAAGACCCAAGGACCUCUGGGGGUGGCUGGUGAGGUCUGGGACAGAACCCUGGGCAGGUGUCUGGAGAUCUGGGCACUCGUCCCAGCUCUGCGCAGGAUACCUGUCACCUGGAGUCAGUCACUUGCUCUCUGGCUCUCAGUUAUCUCAUCUAACCCCCAUGUGGAGGACUUCUGACACCUUUCCAGUUCUGGCAUCUCCUUAGGGUGGGAGCCCUAGUGGUCUCCCCAAGAAGCCCCUGAGGCAGCCUCACCAAAGGGACUUCCUAUGGGACUCCAGCUUCCUGACCGAAGCCUGGGUGAGGCUGCACACCGGUCUUCGCAGCUCCCUCCAGCAGCUUCAGACCUGCAUCUUUACCCCUGCUGUGACCUGUGUCUCUGAGGGCAGAGGUGAGACUUUCCCCAGGAGACCAAGGAGCUGAGAAGACACAGGUUUUGUGAAUUAAACUUGAAGUCCAGGUGGAACUCUGUUAUUGAAUACUGUCUUGCGCUCUUUGUCUUUGCUCCAGGCCUGUGUGUGCCAGAGGGGGCGGGGAGGCUGGGAAGCCCCACCUGGAGGGAGUGGUGCAUCUCAGUUCUGGGGGCCCAGGGAAAACGGGUGGAGAGGCAGGGAUUGUGGCUAGAUGGAGCCUCCCUCUCUCACCAUCACGGCUUAGGAGCCACAACCGGCCAGGUCAGUCUGUGGCUAUCCUGAGGUCUCCCCGUUGCCAUGGUAACCAGCCCUCUGGCUUAGCAACCUGCAGAGAGUGCGCUAGGUCUCUGGGCAGAGCAGAAGCUUUGAGCUGGGAGUAGCUACCUCACCAGCCACUGCUGUAGGUCCUCUGAGGGACAAAAUAAGCGGGGAGAAGCAGUCAGGUGUGGGGGAAGAGGCGCCCAUAUGUUUCUCUUCCUUUCUGCCCCCUCUCCCCACCCCCUCCCCAGCUGUCUCUUUCCAUCACAGUUCUUGUUCCCUCCUCCCCCUCCUUUAGCCCAGCUCAUCCCUCCUCCACUCAGAAGUCUGCCAUGGGAGUCCUCUCCCCCAUCUUCCCCAGCAUUUAUUUCUCAUUUUGUUCUCUUUCCCACCAGUGGCCACUGGUUAUCUUCUCUGGCUCUUCUCUCUGAGUGACUUACUGCAUCUUUACCCCCCCCCCCACUUUCAUACCCAUCGUUGGAUGGGGAGGCUGUGGCGGGGAGCGUCCCUUCCCUCCCUCUGGGUACCACCUGUGUUCUUGCCUGCUCUCUGGAGCUACAGCCCACACCCACCACUGCUCUUGCACACCUUCCUCAACUGGCUGAGGCCCUGCUAAGCAAACAUGGGCGGAGGCUCGUCGGUCCGUAGGCCAUGUAGAAAUACGCCCAGGUCUCAAGAUGAGGGUCACACAGCUAGGCUUCAAAUAGAAGUUUGGGUGAGAGUGUGGGUACUUUAGCAAAUGGGCCUGGGCCUAAGUUCAGCCUUGACCUUGACCAUGGGUAAGCGUAAAUCAAGCCUCACUUGUUUGGUCAGAAAAAUAGGGGAAAUAAUGGUUACUACUUAGUGAGCAUGAAGACUUUUAAAGCACUUAGCACAAAGCUUCAUAGAUCCUAAACAAUGAUGCUUGAGGGUGUGAAUGUUACUACGAGUACUCAACUGGACUUCCUGAGCCCCGAGGGCUACACUCAUGGAGACUCAGGUACGUGCAGUGCAUGACCACACACAUGUUCUCACACCCAGGAGAACCAGGCUGCCCACACCUUCAGUCCCCCCAACACCCCUUCUCGACCCGCCCUACAGCUGUGUGGGGGUUGGGGUUCUGCCCCUGGGGGACUCAGCUGGGCUUCUCUGGAGAUAGUUGUAAGAGGGUAUCAGCCUACCUCCUUGACAGCUCCUAAUUACCCCCUCCCACUUCCCAUAAUUAGCCCCCAUGGUGCCUGGGCUUCCUGGGGCUUGGGGUGAUGACAGGGACUCUCAGAUCCCGCUGGCACAUAGUUGGGGGGAAACUGCAGAGAUAUCAAGCUGCCUGGGGAGCUCUGGCUCGGAUUUUUGAAAGGUGCUGGUCCUCAUUU
Condylura cristata (star-nosed mole) is the source of this 3626-nucleotide messenger RNA. It is a transcript of the gene NRL, whose product is annotated as neural retina leucine zipper. The transcript is spliced from 2 exons. The coding region runs from base 336 to 1049 and encodes 237 amino acids. The record is from RefSeq and is a predicted model, not a curated record. Gene Ontology annotation, molecular function: RNA polymerase II cis-regulatory region sequence-specific DNA binding; DNA-binding transcription factor activity, RNA polymerase II-specific. Gene Ontology annotation, cellular component: nucleus. NCBI's taxonomy places the organism in Eukaryota, Metazoa, Chordata, Mammalia, Eulipotyphla, Talpidae. Gene Ontology annotation, biological process: regulation of transcription by RNA polymerase II.